This is a messenger RNA of Ictalurus furcatus (blue catfish), 1866 nucleotides long. It is a transcript of the gene rundc3aa, whose product is annotated as RUN domain containing 3Aa. The record is from RefSeq and is a predicted model, not a curated record. Lineage: Eukaryota; Metazoa; Chordata; Actinopteri; Siluriformes; Ictaluridae. The coding region runs from base 304 to 1611 and encodes 435 amino acids. The transcript is spliced from 11 exons. Gene Ontology annotation, cellular component: cytosol.
UAACUGCUCCAUCUUUAUCCAAAUAAGUAGCUUAAAUCACAAAAACAAAAUCUUCUGGUAGUCUAUUUUGGGGGAGAGUUUCUAUUUUAAGAGCAGGUAGAAUUUGUGUAAACAAAGUGCUGGUUGUAGUAAUAGGUAUCCUACUGCAGGGAUGUGAUCUAUAAUGAAUUCAGAUCAUCAUUUCAAUCAUGUGAGAUGUUGAGUUUGUCCUGUGGUGUAGGAGUCUGUGGCGUGUGAAUCGUGUGUUUUGGUCCAAAGGGAGGGGUUGGAGGCUCACGGCUCGAAGUGUUAAGGCUCCAUCGGAUGGAAGCGUCUUGCAUCCACACCGCGAUGGCUAUGGGUCUAACGUCGAAAAAAGCGUCUAACAGGAACGUGGCGGUGGAGCGCAAGAACCUCAUCACUGUCUGCAGGUUUUCAGUAAAGACUCUACUGGAGAAGUACACAGCUGAGCCCAUCGAUGACUCAUCGGAAGAGUUUGUUAACUUUGCUGCAAUCUUGGAGCACAUACUCAGUCACCGCUUCAAAGGUCCAGGCGGUUGGUUCAGCUCAGAUGGACAGAGGAGUUUCUGGGAUUAUGUUCGCCUGGCCUGCAGUAAAGUUUACAACAACUGCAUCAGCAGCAUUGAGAACAUUGAAAACAUCAGCACGUCCCGAGCCAAGGGCCGGGCAUGGAUUCGCAUGGCCCUCAUGGAGAAGCGUUUGUCUGAAUACAUUGCCACAGCCUUAAGAGAUACUCGGACCACGAGGAAGUUUUAUGAUGAUGGUGCCAUCAUGCUGAGAGAGGAAGCUACAGUCUUGACAGGGAUGCUGAUUGGACUUAGUGCCAUUGAUUUCAGUUUCUGUUUGAAGGGAGAGGUAUUGGAUGGGAAGACUCCUGCUGUGAUUGAUUACACACCAUACUUGAAAUUUACCCAGAGUUAUGACUACCUGAGUGAUGAGGAGGACCGGCGCAGCGUGGACAGCAGUGCGAGUGAAGACAGCGUGGCUGAGCAUCCCUAUAUCCCUCUGGUCACUGAUGAGGAGAGCUGGAGCACCAGGUGUCGCAAGAUGGAGCAGAGGUUCAAGAUCGUCUACGCCCAGAAGGGUUAUCUGGAAGAAUUGGUGCGACUGAGAGAGUCACAGCUGAAGAACGUAGAGACCGAGAAUAAGAGACUGAAUGCAAAACUGGAGGAUCUGCAAAUCCAGAGCCAACAGGAGAAGAAAGAGCUUGAGGCCAUUAUUCUGGAGCUACAAGCACAACUUACUGGUGUUAUUCCAUGUGCACCAGCCCAUUUGUCAAAAGAUCUGUCGGUCUCCUUGGUUAACCAGUGGCCAUCUGUACAAACUGCAAACAACCAAAGGGACGUAAAGCUAUUCCGCCGGAGAAGUUUUCACAGUUUGAGCCUCUCUGGUGAAGUCAGUCUGAACUCCAAAGAGUCUCUGAAGACAGAUGGGAAACAAAAUGGAGACAGUGACUGGUGCUCAGGAGUGAAAGACACUACUCCAUCUAUGCUGGGCCUAUGUGGGUCUCUGGCCUCUUCGCCAAGCUGCAAAUCUCUGGCCAGUCUUAAAUCCAGCGAGUAUUUGGUGAACAUCAGUGCAGAGCCCAGCCCUGCCCUCUCCCCCAGCUAGGGCUCAUAAGCUAGGGUUCAUCCUCACUAGUGACGAAAAAACAUAAAACGUUUUUCUUUUCUUCUGACUAGAGAUUCAUCAUUUCUGUCUUCCACCACUGUGCACCCUCAUUUAUUCAUAUUCUCAAAUCAUCUAAUAAAUAAGUAAUAGUGUAACUGUUCUGGAGAGGCAUGUCUUUCUCGGUUUGUAGCUUCCAUACUGAGAAAAUGUUGAAUACUGGCAUGAACCACCCAAUUUCUGAUCAACGCCAUAUAA